GUGACAUAAACCACACGCUUUCAACAUGGCUGCGCCCGCAAAGAGCACGGAUGCUUCAAUAUCAGUUACUACGGGUCCAUCGGCAACUGUUUCAACUGCGGAAAAUGUUCCACUACAGUAUAGUCUUAUUCUGGAUCACCUUAUCGGUGGCAAAAGGCAGAUUAAAGACCUGAAUCCGACUGUUAUGGGUGCUUUACCGAGCCCUCAGAAAACAGAGGAGCAGAAGAUGAUCGAGAGGGGAAUGGAGAGCUGCGCGUUUAAAUCACUCAUAGCAUGUGUCGGAGGGUUUGUGUUGGGAGGUGCUUUUGGUGUCUUCACAGCCGGUAUUGACUCCAACGUUGGGCUUGAUCCCAAAGACCCCCUAAGGACCCCCACAGCAAGAGAGGUGCUGAGAGACAUGGGGCAGAGAGGAAUGUCAUAUGCUAAAAACUUUGCUAUUGUGGGUGCUAUGUUUUCAUGCACGGAGUGUCUCAUAGAAUCGCAUCGUGGGAAAUCUGACUGGAAAAAUGCAGUGUAUAGUGGCUGUAUUACAGGAGGUGCCAUUGGAUUCAGAGCUGGUCUUAAAGCUGGAGUUCUGGGCUGUGGAGGUUUUGCUGCGUUCUCUGCUGCCAUUGAAUACUACCUCAGAUGAACAGCAGCUUCAGGACUGUUACCGUGUACUGUUGUGAGUUCCUCACUGUAUAAUGGAAGACAUUAUCACAGGGGACAUUUUGCAAUCUUCUUCUGUCCCAGCAAUCAAGAGGCGUUCCAUCCCUCCAGAAGAGAGUGGAGUGGACCAAUAGAACAACACUCAAGCAGUUGUUGUUUUUUUUCUUCCUGAGGGAUGUCUUGAUUGUUCUCUGUCAGACCAUCUGAUGAUGCACAUCGCCUAAAAACCUCCUAGGAUGAUAUUUGUACAUAAUUGGACCUAAAAUGAUAUGCUUUGUGCUGGUUGUUGCACUGAGCAAAAUAAGAUAAAAUGUCCAGCGAUAUACUUUGUCUGUGGAAGAAAUAAUAAAGAGUGGUAUCAAGUUGGAUGGGGUGUAACGGGGCAUAACAUCUUCAUAUUUGUUCACACUUGUUGUCUAUAUUAUAUUAUGUAGCCGAGUAGUGUUCCAGUGAAAUAUUAACACACAUCUUCUUAGUAAACAAAGGCUGCUCAGUUUAAAAGAAUUCACCAAAUCAGAUUUAUUUUCUUUCAAAGUGGUGUUUGGAUUUACAAGUUUCCAGAAAAUAAGCCCAAUCAAGCAUUUAUAUUAGUUUCACUCUGUAGCCCCUUUCUAAAAGGAGAGUUCUUCAAAUGUCAUCCUACAAACAAACAGAAACCUAAAUAUUUAUAUGAAAUCCGAUACAAUAUAUAUGUGAAAAUCAAAAUGUUAUCAAAAAUAAGAGGCAGGGAGUGCUAAAGGUUGUGCAUUAGGAAAUCAGAAUGAAAUCAUGCUUUGAGGUCAAGCUGACAUAGCAAGGAAGUGUGUUUUCCUCACCAGGAAACAGAUAAUGCAAACGUGCUUCUGGCUACUUCCCAGUUCUCUGAAAGGUUUCCUUUCCCACUGGCCUCUGUCUGAACAAGAGUUAAUAAUGCUGAACUGAGUUUGGAGAUGCAACCAAGGAAUGAGUUGGAAAUAAGUGUACAUUUUGAUAUAGCUUUCUGGACCACUGAUGAAAUGCUUUUAAAUCCAUGCAAAAAUCUAAACAGUAGAUAUGUAACUUGGAUUUGAACUGACCCACAUUGUCUAAUUUUAUGAGGAAUGGAUGCCGUUCAGAAAACUGGGUAACAUUAUAGACCUUUAGUUUAGAUUUCCUUUAAAUUAGUUUCACGAAUGCAAAUAUAAAGACAAUAUAGCAAGAAAACAGAACGUCAUUUAAAAUUAUUUUAAGACUUAGAAGCAUGUUUAACGGACAAAGUUAGCUGUAACAAUUUAUUCAAAUUAUACAUAGAAAUCAAACCUACUAGCAUAAAGAAUUAAAGUGUCAUUGUGAUAGAUGUUUUUCUUAGUUGUGUAAUGUACUUUGAACAUUAAAACAAAAAAAGUGAGCAGAGAUGGUCACAACCUAAAACACCGCCUGCCCAGGGCUCCUGUGCAUUGAGCUUGUUUCAAUAUCACAAACAACUUUAAUACAAGGCACUGUAUUUAUGAUAUUCCAGACAACACAUAAUUUGGGGUAAAACAGCUUUUAUAGAUUUAAUAAUAUUUAUUAUAGCUUGAUUUUCUAUCCUCAGACUUUUCCAGUUAUCUGCAUAUAUUUGCCUUCCUCCAUUGCUGUUGCAACCAUUUACAGUAAACUAUAAAGCUCCAAACAAAGCACCCAUCAAAACAGCCUAGUUUAGAUUUGAUAUGUAUUAAAAAUCAGAGCAAGCUGAUAAAAAUUCUGAACAUCUUCACCUCUUAUUCCUCCACUUCUGUCCUUCUCACAACAUGCCGGUCAUAUAUUUAAUAUUUAAGAGAAUGAACUCCAUUUCAUGACCAUUAAGCCUUUUUUUAGUUUGAGAGACUAUUUUUAUGACAGAUAAACAUUAAUUUCACAUUACCCCUG
This is a messenger RNA of Sinocyclocheilus anshuiensis, 2514 nucleotides long. RefSeq names its product translocase of inner mitochondrial membrane 22 homolog (yeast) (gene timm22). Gene Ontology annotation, biological process: protein insertion into mitochondrial inner membrane. The record is from RefSeq and is a predicted model, not a curated record. Gene Ontology annotation, molecular function: transmembrane protein transporter activity. The coding region runs from base 26 to 631 and encodes 201 amino acids. Gene Ontology annotation, cellular component: TIM22 mitochondrial import inner membrane insertion complex. The transcript has 4 exons. Lineage: Eukaryota; Metazoa; Chordata; Actinopteri; Cypriniformes; Cyprinidae.